GUCUGGUUCCAGAACCGGCGGGCCAAAUGGCGUAAGCGUGAGAAGUGUUGGGGCCGCAGCAGCGUCAUGGCAGAAUACGGUCUGUACGGUGCCAUGGUCCGACACUCCAUCCCUCUGCCAGAGUCCAUCCUGAACUCCGCCAAGAACGGCAUGAUGGGAUCCUGCGCGCCCUGGCUGCUCGGUAUGCACAAGAAGUCCCUGGAAAUGUCCAAGAAGUGUUCUAGCCCUCUUGCGUCGGACUCGACACGUUCUGACAUGUUCUGCGACACGGCAGAGCAGCAAGCCAGUGAGGCUCAGGAGGAGCUUCUGGAGGAAGAGGAUGUAGAGGAGGAGGUGGCCAUUGACUUGUCAAGCUCCUCCAAGCAACAGCAGGAAGAGGGUGGGGCUUCCACAAGGACCACCCCCUCACCACAGCUGGAGAGCGGCAAAGAACCAGACAAGCACAGCUGAAGGUGGGAGGAGCCUAUAGAGGUUUGAAAACUGUGAUAAUACUGGAAUGUGAUUGGCUCUUGAUUCAGGGAGCUCAGCCAAUGAACAAACAGCUGUAACUUUUGUUGCUAUGCAAAGUUUACAAACUAAAAUGUACAAAAUAAG
Molecule: messenger RNA, 594 nt
Organism: Nematolebias whitei (Rio pearlfish)
Lineage: Eukaryota; Metazoa; Chordata; Actinopteri; Cyprinodontiformes; Rivulidae
Product: LIM/homeobox protein Lhx1
Biological process (GO): neuron differentiation; regulation of transcription by RNA polymerase II
Cellular component (GO): nucleus
Molecular function (GO): RNA polymerase II transcription regulatory region sequence-specific DNA binding; DNA-binding transcription factor activity, RNA polymerase II-specific
Source: RefSeq, a predicted model, not a curated record